GCGGCCGCAGCCCCGGCCCCGUGAGGAGGCGUCAGGAGCGGGAGCUCAGCUCGCGCCCGGUCCCGGCUCCGUAUAAAUGGGGGUCGUCGGCGGCGGCGUGUCAGCAGCGCUCGGCCCAGCCGCAGCCGGAGCCGGAGCGCGAAGCCGGGCGGGGGCCGGCCCGCAGCGGAGUGCGGCUCGACGGCGGCGCGGGCAGGGAAGAGGCACCGGCACGAUGGGCGGCGGCGGCCCCCGGCGGCCCGGCGCGCUGCCGCUGCUGGCUCUGCUGGCUCUGCUGGCUGCGCAGGGCGGAGCGGCCCCGCUGCAGCCCGGCGGCUCCCCCGCGCUCACCAAGAUCUACCCCCGCGGCAGCCACUGGGCUGUGGGACACUUAAUGGGGAAAAAGAGCACUGGGGAUUUUCCUUAUGCUUAUGAAGAAGAAAACAAGAUCCCAUUUUCAGCCUCACCUGAAAAUAUUAAGCAGCUGGAUGACUAUCUGCAGCGGGAAGAAAUGUCCAAACAUCUGCUACAGCUGCUGGAAGGGAAUGAAAAUAAAAGUGCUCACUUCUCAAAAGGAGGGCUUCCCUGGCACACCAGGAACUCCUGGGAGACAGAUGACAGCAGCAGCUGGAAAGAUAUGAUGGAGAAUCUGCUUCAAGCUGUGAACAUGAAGGAGAGCACUCCGAGCUGAAAGAAAGUCUCUAAACCCGAAGAACUGGAACACUUUCCAUAAGAGACUAUGUUUCACAAGCACUUGAUUGUAAUCAGCUAAUCAGCAAGGUUUCUUUUCUGUAAACAAGAUUUCCGUUGUGUAAGAUACCUAAAUACACGUAUUCUCGUAUGU
This is a messenger RNA of Phasianus colchicus (ring-necked pheasant), 823 nucleotides long. It is a transcript of the gene GRP, whose product is annotated as gastrin releasing peptide. Lineage: Eukaryota; Metazoa; Chordata; Aves; Galliformes; Phasianidae. The record is from RefSeq and is a predicted model, not a curated record. Gene Ontology annotation, molecular function: neuropeptide hormone activity. Gene Ontology annotation, biological process: neuropeptide signaling pathway.